UUUUUCUCGAGAAAAGUACCACCCACGCAGGGUGCGAAUAAAAUUGCGUGGGAUUUAUUUACGUAAACGGGAGGACAAAUAAAAUUAGGGGAGAAAAGCGAGAUCAACCACAACUUCGCCUCUUUUAGACCGGUAGGUUCAAAUUUUACUAAAAAGAGAUAUCCUCAAGUAUUUUUAUCUUCGUUCAACCAACACAACCUUCAGAUUUAUCCUCUUCAUUCUCGCCUCAAAACUUUAACAUUUCCGCAGCAUCUGUAACGUCAAAAUCGUUGUGAAACGUCAGUGUUUAAAUCAUUUUAUUCAGUUGUAGGUUAGGAUCGUGCGCGAGUGUAACAUAUGCAACAUUUUCUUUUUCCAACUCGCUCAAUUAAGUUCUGUAUGUGCUGGUGAUAUACCAUGAGGAAAUACAUGAACAUUUUGACUUUACUUUCUGUGAUAUCAGCUACUCGACCUUUAUUAUUAGCAGAAGCCAGGAGUUCUCAUCAACCUCAACGAUUAUCCAACACUCAACUUUCAUAUUUAACAAAUUUAUCUAACGUAACUCAUUUGAACGAUCUCCUCGAUAAUAUUUGCAUACCGAGGGUUGUGGGUACAAAAGGCCACAAUAAAGUGUUCGAUUACAUCAUUUCGCAAUUAAGCGCCCUUGGAUUCGACAUAGCCAUCGAUAAAUUUGAAGAGAGGACUCCGACUCAUGGAACAUUAACGUUCCGGAAUAUUAUUGCAAGUUUAAAUCCGGACGCCGAAAGAUAUUUGGUUCUAGCUUGUCACUAUGAUAGUAAAUAUUUUAAGGAUUUUGAUUUUAUUGCUGCGACGGAUUCAGCGGUACCAUGUGCGAUGUUAAUAAAUCUCGCAACCGUAAUGAAACGGGAAUUAUUACAAUCGGUAACAAGAACCGAUUUAAGUUUAAAAUUGCUGUUCUUCGAUGGAGAGGAAGCGUUUAAAGAUUGGGGCCCAACCGAUUCAAUUUAUGGAGCAAGACAUUUAGCCCAACACUAUGAAAAUCAAGAAACGUUGUUAAAAAAUGGAGAAAGAACGAAUGAACUAAAUAAAAUUGAUGUUUUGGUUUUGUUGGAUUUACUUGGUACUGCAAAUCCUUCGUUUCAUAGUUAUUUUCCGGAAACGGAUGGGUUGUAUAAAAGAUUGAAUGUUGCCGAGAGGAGAUUAGCAGCUUUGGGGUCAUUACAAAAAUAUAAUAAAGGAAGACCGAGGUAUUUCCAAGAUAGACAAGUUCAAGCGCAAAUCGAUGAUGAUCAUAUGCCAUUUUUAAUAAGAGGUGUUCCAAUUCUCCAUUUAAUUCCAUUACCGUUUCCGAGAUGUUGGCAUAAACCUUGUGAUGAUCGAAGCAUUGUUGAUUUAUCAACCGUGGAGAAUUUGAAUAAAAUCCUGAGGGUGUUCGUCGCCGAAUAUCUUCACCUGUCAGUAAAAUCUUCUUGAUUCGUUGCACCUCAAAUGUGACGUCCCAAAAAAAAAUUUCAGUUCUAGAUGACGAUGACUUCCAGGAACCAGUGGGGCACGAGGAGUUGUGACUUCCCGUGUUAUUAUUCUUGCAAGAGAUGUUACGAAAAGUAUGUAUGAUUUUGCAAAACUGAAAAUAAUAGAUACAAAAGAUCAUUAUUUAUCAUUCGCUACCGUAAAUGUUAUUGUAUUUUUGUAAAUGAAUGUAUUAAUUUAACCGUUUCAAUCACAACUUAAAAUCCGACAGGGAAAGUGUUAAAACUUAUAAGAUGAAAUGUGUUGUAAAUUAAAUAUUAUAUAAAAUGUGUUUAUAUUUAUAAUAAUGGUUGUUGGGUUAUGUAAUAACGUUGUCUCUUGAAUGUGUGAAAUAAAUAUUAAAUGACUUUUAAAUUACACAA
Onthophagus taurus is the source of this 1853-nucleotide messenger RNA. Its product is annotated as iso Glutaminyl cyclase. The record is from RefSeq and is a predicted model, not a curated record. Lineage: Eukaryota; Metazoa; Arthropoda; Insecta; Coleoptera; Scarabaeidae. Gene Ontology annotation, molecular function: glutaminyl-peptide cyclotransferase activity; zinc ion binding.